UCGUUCUUAUCCUUUAAGCUUCUGACAAUAUAACAACUCAUCUUUCCACAUCCUUGUCUGAAAAAAGGCUCUCUUUGAUAUGUCCGUGCAUGUACGGAUCUAAGAUUUAAAACUUCUUUAGUGCAUUUAUGUUAUUUUAGUUAGAUUUUGAGACUAAGGAAUGAAUGUGUCGCUGCAACUUCAGUCAUUGAUUGUUUUGUCUUUGAUGAUUUGGGGUUAUAUUGAUCAUUUUGUGGGGUUGAAAAAAGAACAAAUAAUGGUGAUCGGUAAAUUUAAGUUUUUUCCUUUCGAGGAAAGGGAGAAAUCGGAGGAUUAUUGUGUCGGUGUAUUUGAUGAAGAAGAAAUGGAGGAACAUAGUGAAAAGUCACCACCAGCUGAGGAUGAUCACUGCCCUAUAUGUUUUGGGGACUUCACAAUUCCUUGCAGGACAAAUUGUGGACACUGGUUUUGUGCAACUUGCAUAUUGCAGCUAUGGAAUUAUAGAUUAACAUUACAGCGGUGCAAAUGCCCCAUAUGCUGUCGUCCCAUCAGUAAGCUGGUUCCCGAGGAUUCUUUAGUUGUACAACAGGAAGAGGAUACUGUUGAACUCCUUAAGGACAUUCGCCGAUACAAUCACCUAUAUGUAGGUGGUGCUUAUGGUGUGUUUCUGAAACUAGUUGCAUUGCCACUGCUAAUGCAGAGAAUUCUCAGGUCAUUGAUGAGCAAUCUGAUGGAUCCUGAUCAUGUCAAGUUAAAUUGUUAUGUACUGCGCCUUUUUGCUUUAUUGCUGAGUUGGAUCUACAGCAGCUGGAACUUUGAGUUUAUUCCUACUGGACGUCUGGGAAUAUGGAGACUACUUGACAUUUGUGCUAUGGCCUUUGUGGCCAUUUUCUAUUUGGCUGGCCUAUUCCGUAGAUGGGCACUUAGCCGUCAUGUGAGGCUGUUAGCUGUUUUACAAGCUCAGCCGAGUUAAAAGUCCAUGCUGUGAAUAGAUUUUGCAUUUUGAUAGUCGGAUAAUGAGCUUAUAUACUGCGACAUAGACAUUGCGGAUUCAUGUAGCUGAGCCCAGCUUGUUUGAGAUUGAGACGUAGUAGUAGUUGUUGUUGUAGAGUUUGUAGAGUUGAACAACGAUUAGCUAUUUAGCUUGCUGAAGAUGUUGUAUAGAAGGUCUGUUUUAAAAAGAUGAAAGGAAUUAACUCCUACUGUAUAGGCCAUAGCAGUCACCCUCCGAGCAGGCAGAUUAUAUAGCUUAGAUAUACAGUAAUAAGGAUGUAUGCUUUUGGAAAAAAAAAACAAUCUUCAGCAUAAUGAGUUCCCUCUGCUUCUUCCAUAA
Nicotiana tabacum (common tobacco) is the source of this 1312-nucleotide messenger RNA. RefSeq lists its product as uncharacterized. The record is from RefSeq and is a predicted model, not a curated record. Gene Ontology annotation, molecular function: ubiquitin protein ligase activity. Lineage: Eukaryota; Viridiplantae; Streptophyta; Magnoliopsida; Solanales; Solanaceae.